This is a messenger RNA of Rhagoletis zephyria (snowberry fruit fly), 579 nucleotides long. Its product is annotated as acyl-CoA-binding protein homolog. The record is from RefSeq and is a predicted model, not a curated record. Gene Ontology annotation, molecular function: fatty-acyl-CoA binding. Gene Ontology annotation, biological process: fatty acid metabolic process. Lineage: Eukaryota; Metazoa; Arthropoda; Insecta; Diptera; Tephritidae.
GUUAAAUUCAACGCUGACUUGCGAUUUGAAUUCAGACCGCAAUUUGCUAUUCCGGUGGAACAACGUUGAUCGUCUAAAUAACGCGAACCCUGACAUCACACUCACAGCAAAACAUGUCACUCGAUGAGAAAUUCAAUGCCGCUGCUGAGAAGGUAAAAACCUUUACCAAACGCCCCACCGAUGAGGAGUUGCUGCAGUUGUAUGCGCUCUUUAAACAGGCCACCGUCGGUGACAACAACACAUCCAAGCCAGGUAUGCUGGACUUAAAGGGCAAGGCCAAAUGGGAAUGGUGGAAUAAGCAGAAAGGCAAGUCGCAGAAUGUCGCCAAACAGGAGUAUAUCGAAUACGUGGAGAAGUUGUCAGCAUCGUAUCUGUGAUCAAGUAGACGGCGCUUGGUUGGUUUUUUUUUUGUUGUAAUUUUCUUUUAUUUUAAUCUAAGUAAACUUUUUCUACAAAAUUUUUUAAAAAUAUAAUUAGUCUUAGGCAAGCCUUUUAAAACUUAAGAUUCGGCUCAAAUUCGGAAAAUUUAAAACAUCAGCUAAUCUUAUGGAACUAAAUAAAUAUGAAUUUUGUUAUUUA